AUGGUCUUGGAUGAUCGUGACAAAGAAGCAAAAUAUCCGAAGCGUCAAAAGCCGACCAAUCAACGAGAGGAGGCACGAAAAGUUGCGACUCCCACCGCUCCCGCAACUCCGAAAAGAGCCGCCCGGCCAGCUGCCAAUGCUAGAGAAGAGGUAGAGAAAUGGUGCAAGACGUGUCUGGACAAAGGUGUGACUGGAUUGCGAGACGAGUUUGCUCGCGAGAUCAAACGCUACGUGCCAGCCGACAUGCAAUUUGAAGCAUUCAAGGUCAACCAUCCAGCCGGUCGGAAUCGUUAUCAAGAUGUGCCUUGCCAGGACAAAGGCCGAAUCAUUCUGAAGCCUCCCGCCCCAUGUGACUACAUCCAUGCAAACUAUGUGGCGACGCCGAUGAGUGACAAGCGCUUCAUUUGCACCCAAGGACCCCUCGACAACACCCUGAUCGACUUUUGGCACAUGAUCAUUCAGGAAGAAACUGACUCGAUCAUCAUGCUUUGCAACGUGAUCGAGAAAGGAUUGCUGAAAUGUGCGCAGUACUGGCCAAACGAUGUGAACACCAGUGUCAAGCCGUCCGACAACAUCGAAGUGGUCAACGUCGAGCAACGUAUGAUGAUGGCCGAUGAUCAGAGCAUUCGUCUUUGCGUGCUCAAGAUGAAAUGGGACUUUGGCACGCCGCAGGAGCGCGAGGUUCGUCACUACCAAUGGAUUGAUUGGCCCGAUCGCGGCGUUCCAGUUAUUAAAGGACACACUCCCACCGAGCUGCUUUCGCGUGUUCGCGGAACCAAGAAGCCAAUUGUUGUUCACUGCUCAGCUGGAAUUGGCCGUACGGGAACGAUCGUUGCCAUCGAGUACACCCUGGAGCGUCUUCUGAUCGGAUUGCCGACUCUUGACAUGGAUAAGUUGCUCAAAGAAGUCCGCGAUCAGCGCCCCUACACUAUUCAAAAUGAUGCCCAAUACCUUUACAUUCAUCGUGUGCUGCUCAAUUACUUUAUCGUCAAAUACAAACAUGAGGGUUUACGUGCCAAGGACGUGAUGGAGAAGUAUGACCGCUUUGUGGUCGAUUACGAGAAAGCGACCGCU
Molecule: messenger RNA, 1074 nt
Organism: Mesorhabditis belari
Lineage: Eukaryota; Metazoa; Nematoda; Chromadorea; Rhabditida; Rhabditidae
Source: the annotation of a GenBank genome assembly